UGCGGUCUGAAAUGGCAACAGCUCGUCGUGGAUCACUCAAGUGGAGUCAAUUCAAGUGGAAAGCUGCAGCCUGUUGCGCGCAGUCCUCUCUCUGGGGGAAAAAAAAAAACUCACAGUCCACGAGGGAUGUUGUGACACUUUCCACGGAGCAAAAGAAGAGACAGAGAGACCACCACGUUAAAAACCUGGACGUACAGUUGCUGCUGUUCUCCCACCCCUCUCACUCCCUCUCCUCUCUCCGUCUCUCGCCCACCUCUAAGACUUUGAACCUGUUUGUUUAAAUCCAGGAACUUUACCGCCUGCACACCCGCGGCAGUUUCCCCCAAGGCAGAGCCAGCGAACUUUGCUGUUCAAGUCGGAAUUUGCCGGUGUCUCCACGGAGCCUUGAUGCUGAGGUGCACGCAGGAGUAAGAAGUUUUGGGGACGAACUGCGCGCGCUGUCCUGGACCAUGGAUUCAACAGGUGAACCGGAGACGUAGCCUACUGAAGACGCAGAUCUCCCUCGGGAGAGUCGUCCCCUCCUCCCGGGGCGAUGCGGAUCCCCUUGCCCCUCCUUACCGCCUCUCUCUGCGCCAUGGUUCUCCUCCUGCUGCUCGCACCUGUCUCGGAGGGCUGCGGACCUGGGAGGGGGUACGGGAAGAGGCGGCUUCCAAAGAAGCUCGUCCCGCUGGCCUACAAGCAAUUCAGCCCGAAUGUGGCCGAGAAGACCCUGGGCGCGAGCGGGCGCCCCGAGGGUAAAAUUACGCGCAACUCGGAGCGCUUCAAGGAGCUGACACCAAACUACAACACCGAUAUUAUCUUCAAGGAUGAAGAGGACACAGGCGCGGACAGGCUCAUGACCCAGCGCUGCAAAGACAAGUUGAACUCUUUGGCGAUCUCUGUGAUGAACAUGUGGCCUGGGGUGAAGCUGAGAGUGACGGAGGGCUGGGAUGAGGACGGCCAUCACUCGGAAGACUCACUGCACUAUGAGGGACGUGCUGUUGACAUCACCACCUCAGACAGAGACAGAAACAAGUAUGCCAUGUUGGCUCGGCUCGCUGUUGAAGCUGGAUUUGACUGGGUCUACUAUGAGUCCAAAGCCCAUAUUCAUUGUAGCGUCAAGUCAGAACAUUCUGUGGCCGCCAAAACUGGUGGUUGUUUCCCAGGUGAUGCUCUUGUUACUCUCGAGAGCGGAGUCACCAAACAAAUGCGUGACCUUCAUCCUGGUGACUGCGUUUUGGCUUCCUCGACAACAGACGGUCGUGGUCCGCUCCUCUACAGUCCAGUAUUAUCCUUUUUGGAUCUCCAGCCUAACAUCACAAAGAUGUUUACCCUCAUCGGAACCAACACUGGACUUAAUAUCACACUCACGGCAGCACACAUAAUGUUCAUCACUGACUGUGUGGCCAGACUCAGCAAAGAUGGUGUGAGGACAACGUUCGCCAGUGAGGUGAAGCCGGGUCAGUGCAUUCUGACCUCGCAAGGAAAUGAGACGUCUCAAGCUGUCGUCACUUUUGUAGAGGAGAGGCAGAGCACUGGGUUGUAUGCCCCACUGACCCAGCACGGGUCUAUAGUAGUGAACAGUGUUUUAGCAUCAUGUUACGCUGCCGUGGACAACCAUCAUCUAGCCCAUUGGGCGGUAGCCCCACUGCGUUUUGUCCACACCGUAAUGGGUCCUGCACAACAACAAACUGAUGGAGUGCACUGGUACCCUUGGCUUCUGCAGAGGGUUGGGGAAAUGCUCCUGGACCCCAAACACUUUCACCCUUUGGGACCUGAGCGAGGACUUUGACAGAAGAAAGAAUAUAUUCAAGUCAUCUUAAAUAUAAGUAUUUAAGAACCCCAAACCACAGAAAAAAAGCUUUCCACCAAAGUGUAGGGGGGGGCAGUUUUAUACCAUAGAUGUGUUGUUUUACUCACUCCACUUGUCUCUAUGCUGUAAGAUACAAACAGAGAAAAUUAAUUCCAAUUUCAUUUGUUUUUUGCAUAUGAGCAUUUAGUAAUGUUACUUUCAAUGCUUUAUUGAGACUCAGGUGUGCCAGUAAACUAUAUAUUAGUAAGCACUUGGUUAUCAGUCACACAUUAUAUGCACAAAAGUGUUGUAACGUAUGAGAAACUACGUAAUAUUCAUGUAGAGCAGUUCAAUUGUGGACCACCAUGACUGUAGCCCAGUGCACACAAAAAAAAGAUCUGCAAAGGUCUGUUUGGUUGAGUUUGACUUGGAAGAAUUAGAUUUUCGUCAUCUCACCCUGAUCAGGGACUGUAGGGAUGAACUAGAACUCAAACUGUAGGACAAAACCUUUCUCAGCUGUGUUCGCUGACCUCAUAAUGUUAUUGUGAGUGGGUAUACAAGAAAAGUCCCCAAAAUGCACUUCAAAAGCCUACGCUAUUAUUCCCAAUACCAUUCUCCUUCUUUUUUUAUUUUUUCUCAUAAUUCAGUUUCACCUUAGAGCACCUUACCAUUCAAAAUCAUGUUUUUGUGGCAUAUUAAUAGAAGAGGACAGUCAACAGUUAAAUUCUUCAUUUGUACUGUUUUAGUCUGCAAGAUGAAACGUACGGUUCCGUUUUUGUUCUGUUUUUUUUUUUUUUUUUUCCUGAGCUGCCAGUGCCAUGCCCCAUGUUAGGCCGCAAUUGCGGUUUCUGUAAUCCAUAGCAUUUACAGGAGCAGGUGAUUGCCCCACUAACCAACCGAAGUACCUGGUAUACCUAGGUGGUCUCACAUCAAAGUACUAUCAGGACUGACGCUGCUUAGCUUCCGAUAUCAAAAGAGAUCGGGCAUUCCCGGGCUAGUUCUCAGGCUCUACUGAUACUAUAAGUAAAAGUUAAUUAAUUUUGGUACAGCUUGUUA
Molecule: messenger RNA, 2827 nt
Organism: Syngnathoides biaculeatus (alligator pipefish)
Lineage: Eukaryota; Metazoa; Chordata; Actinopteri; Syngnathiformes; Syngnathidae
Product: indian hedgehog B protein-like
Exons: 4
Coding region: 533-1771 (412 amino acids)
Biological process (GO): protein autoprocessing; cell-cell signaling; multicellular organism development
Molecular function (GO): patched binding; calcium ion binding
Source: RefSeq, a predicted model, not a curated record